CUCUCGACUCUCGCGCAGGCCAGGUUGCAUCAAUCCCGUCGGUCGAUCCACCGACCACGUGCAACCCGCCAACAGGCGGCUUGCGAGGGGAAAGCCACCAAGAUCCGAUCGCGUGCACGUGCUCCUCAUGCACCAACAGUGACAAUAUCGCCGGCACGUAAAGGAAAAGAGAGAAAGCGAGAGAGAGACAAUAAAAAAAUAUUUUUUAAAAAGAAAAAGUCCUUCCGGUUGGUGCAACGUGUCACGUGAAACGCAUUCGAUUAAUUACUUUUCGAUCAUUAUCGAAAGCUCGCGAGAUACACCAGUGCGGAUCAAGAUUAUCGAAAAGAUCAAGUUCAAGCUUUCGAUCUGUAUCUCCUCGUGUGUUUCGUUACGAGAAUUUAAUUUCCAAGUGCGCGAGAAGAUAAUCCGAGGGAAGAGUCACGGUGCUCGAUCAGAGAGAGAAAGAGAGAGAGAGCGCGCGGAUUAAAACGGACGUCGUAAAUUAAUUCGCGGGAGAUUCCGAUCGCGCGCUCUUAUAGGUUUGGUUUGCGAGCAGUUUACACCGGAGGUAUCACACCGUGACGCCACGCCGCGCCGCGCCGGCCGGCGGCAAAUUUAAUUCCGCGGCGCGUUUCUCACGCCUGCGAAAUCAGUCCAACCGCGCGUGGAAUGUGACGAUUAAAAAGACAAAGAGGCGCGCCGUCAUUCUCGACCGAGAGCGUUCCACUUUCGGCGGCCGUGCGUAAAAUCGACAGGCCGGCCGGGGCGAAAAUGAAUUCGAAAUGGUCACGCCGGUGCGCGGCGCGCGUGAGCCGCGCUUUUUUAACGUGGCGAGGUGCAAUUGCAGCGGUGCGAUAGCCCUCGGACCCUUCAAAAAUUUUCGCGCUUCGAUGAAUCGAAGGGAGAAAAAACCCGGGAUCGGCCAGAAAAACCACUCGACACGGAGAUCGAUCGAUCGGAACGGGUCGGAAUAAUUGAAUUAUCGAAAGCCCGGAGGCAGGAGGACGCGGACCCUUCGGGACGGCCAUACAUGGUCGUCGUCUGCCUACAAAAGCCGAGGAAGAAGCGGCAGCAUGUCGUCGUGAUCGCGUGGGAGGUCGAGGCAAUCGCGUACGGCGCUUUUUACGCGCGAAACGAAGCGGAGAAACAGAUGCGCUCACUCCGGACGCUCACCCAACACGCGGACGAGCGACCGUUUUAAACCGCGCAUUUUGUUCCCGUUCCAUUAAAAAUGCACCGAUUUUGCGCACGAAUGGAUCUUUCAAGAGCUACGUGACCAGCACCGAUCUCUGCCUUCGAUGCAUCGCGAGAACGCGUGCCGAGCCGAAGGCGGUCGACAGAUCGAUCCGGAUGAGAUGAGUGGAACCUGAUUCAGAGCAAGUUCGUGCCGCCAAGUAGGCAACAACUCGAAUAAUUACCUACAACUAGUUCGUUAGCAAACCGCGGUUAAACCUCCACGCAAAUCACAUCGCCGCGAGUGAAUAAAAUUGAAAAGUUCAUUUGAUAAAAAUAUCGGAAAAAACAACGCGGAAAAAGGAAAAAGAAGAAAGAAUAAAAUAGGACCAUGUGAGCGGACUGCGAAUCCAUGAACCGUUUGAAAAUUGCGUGCGUCGUAUCGCGUGACAAAAGAAUCGUAUGCGGAAUAAAGUGAAAAACUGCGUAAAAUGCACAGCAUCGGCCUGCCGUCGCCGUGUCAACGUCCGAGAUGCAUUCGUGGCUGAAGUGCAUUAUCGGCGAGUCCCGCGUGCAGAAAGGUUUCGCGAACUAAAGACUGUCCGAGGCAUGUCGUUGCCGUUGCGCAUCUGACGAACGCGCGCGACGAAUGAAGAUUUUCGCUACGGGUAAAAAUAAUAAUAGAGAAAACGAGGGGGCAGCAUGCCGGUCGCGGGAACGAGGAGAUUAUGUAGAGUGGGACUCGCCGCGGUCUUGGUCACCGCGCUGUGCAUUCUGACUCUGCUGGACUCGCCGCCAGCACGACUCCCGGAUCCACCGACCGAUCCUCCUCCCACGCCUGGCGGCGAACCGCCGGGCACAAGAAGCAUCGUCGCUUAUUCGUGGGCCCGAAGAUUGGCACUCGAUUACAGGCCCACCAAGCACUGCGACGGUAAUGGAACGCGCGGAAUGGCGUUAAACGCAUAUGAGCUGCCCGGCACAAAAUGGCUCGAGACAAUCCCGGGACAGCUCUUCCUGUACAGCGCCCACUUGGACCUCAGAAUCGCCGGUUACCCGAGCAUCAGAGUGAUUGGCGUUAAACGAGGAGCCCUGCCGCCCUCCGCGCUCUUCUGCACUAUAUGGUACCGAGAGAACGGGAGGAUACAAUCGUUCAGCGUGGAGGCGCUCAUCUCGACGAUCUGGUUGGAUGAAUGGGGCGACACGGCGGACAGUUACACCGGGAUUCUUGUAAAUUGUCAACUGCCGUUGGACGGCUCGGUACGCCAUACGUCUCGGGUUCACGUGGGUCCGAGUCCCUGCUACGAGAAUGCUAGUCAUAGUUUAACGAUCCGCUCGGAAUUCGACGACGAGACUUUUGCCGAUCGGAAGAGGCGCCAGUUCACCCUGUGCAUCAAAGGAUUGGACUUCGACGAGGACAUAUCGCAUAAAUUAAUAGCUUUCGUCGAGCUACAUCGUAUUCUGGGCGCCAAGCUAUUCUACUUCUACGUAUUCAAUGUGCACGAGAAUGUACUCAAGGUGUUACGCUUGUACGAGCGGUCAAACGUGGUGCGAUGGUUCGCGCUUGAUCUACCGGGUGAUUUGCCGAACGAGAAGCUGGCCCGAAGGCGAUUCUUCAGCGAGGACAUUUGGACGAAGAGGCGAAUGGAGCUGAUCCCGUACAAUCACUGCUUCUACGAAAAUCUUCACCGGUCGGAGUUCGUGGUGCCGAUCGAUAUCGACGAGGCGAUCGUGCCGACGCGACGGAAGACCUGGCACGAAUUGCUGCUGGACGAGCGCGCGAAGCUCGGCAGAAGCUUCAAGGACUUCGCCUCGUAUUCGGUACGGAAUGCCUAUUUCUUUCCCGAGUUGCAAAACAAGAGUCAGACCGAUCGGUUGACCGGACUCGACGAGGAGCUCCGUCGCUCGACCGAGUAUACGGACUAUCUGGAUACCAUGAGAACGGCCAGUAUUUCGCCCGAGGGCGACUCGGUGAAAAGUUUCGUCUCCACAAGGCGCGCGUUAACGGUGCACAAUCACUACGCCCUGACCACGUUGAACCCGUCUACCAGACGGGCUCAUCAUCUGGACUCAAACGACGUGCUCAAGCACCAUCACCGGGCUUGCGACAGUCAACAUCUCGAUUGCGAUCUCCUGAUGGAGGACGUUAGGAUCGACGAAUCCGCUUUACGCUAUGCGGACGAGCUCAAGACGAGGAUGAAGAUCGCCUUGGCCGAUCUUGACGCCCUGCCAUAG
Temnothorax curvispinosus is the source of this 3387-nucleotide messenger RNA. RefSeq lists its product as uncharacterized. The coding region runs from base 1858 to 3387 and encodes 509 amino acids. The record is from RefSeq and is a predicted model, not a curated record. NCBI's taxonomy places the organism in Eukaryota, Metazoa, Arthropoda, Insecta, Hymenoptera, Formicidae. The transcript is spliced from 3 exons.